GAUUGGGCGCUGCGCGGAGGCUGGCCCGAGUCGGUUGCCAGGGCGACGCCUGCGGAGAUGGCUGCUGCGUCUUCCUCGGAUUCAGACGGCGGCAGAGCUGAGAGCAGUGAAGCCAAUUCGAAAUGGCUGGACGCACACUACGACCCCAUGGCCAACAUCCACACCUUUUCUGCCUGCCUGGCGCUGGCAGAUUUGCAUGGGGACGGGGAGUACAAGCUGGUGGUGGGAGACCUUGGCCCAGGUGGGCAGCAGCCCCGCCUGAAGGUGUUUAAAGGACCCACGGUGCUGAGUGAAAGCCCACUGCCCGCACUGCCAGCUGCCGCUGCCACCUUCCUCAUGGAGCAACACGAGCCCCGGACACCAGCUCUGGCACUCGCGUCGGGCCCUUGCGUGUAUGUGUAUAAGAAUCUCAGGCCCUACUUCAAGUUCAGCCUGCCCGACUUGCCUCCAAACCCCCUGGAGCAAGACCUUUGGAACCAGGCCAAAGAGGACCGCAUUGACCCCUUGACCCUGAAGGAGAUGCUGGAGGGCAUCCGGGAGAAGGCAGAGGUGCCUUUGUCUGUACAGUCGCUCAGGUUUCUGCAGCUGGAGCUGAGGGACAUGGAGGCGUUCGUGAACCAGCACAAGUCCAAGCCCAUCAGGCGGCAGACGGUCAUCACCACCAUGGCCACCUUAAAGAAGAACCUGGCCGAUGAGGACGCCGUGUCCUGCCUGGUGCUGGGCACUGAGAACAAGGAGCUCCUGGUGCUGGACCCGGGGGCCUUCACCAUCUCGGCCCAGAUGAGCCUACCCAGCGUCCCCGUCUUCCUGGAGGUUUCUGGCCAGUUCGACGUGGAGUUCCGUCUUGCCGCCGCCUGCCGCAAUGGGAACAUCUAUAUGCUGAGGAGAGACUCCAAGCGCCCCAAGUACUGCAUCGAGCUGAGCGCCCAGCCUGUGGGGCUUGUCCGGGUACACAAGAUCCUGGUGGUGGGCAGCAACCAAGACAGCCUGCACGGCUUCACCCACAAGGGUAAGAAGCUGUGGACAGUGCCGAUGCCUGCAGCCAUCCUGACCAUGAACCUCCUGGAGCAGCAGUCCCGGGGCCUGCAGGCCGUCAUGGCCGGGCUGGCCAAUGGGGAGGUCCGCAUUUACCACGACAAGGCCCUGCUCAACGUCAUCCGCACGCCGGAUGCAGUGACCAGCCUUUGUUUUGGCCGCUGUGGGAGAGAAGACAACACCCUCAUCAUGACCACACGAGGCGGGGGCCUGCUUAUCAAGAUUCUGAAGCGCACAGCAGUGUUCACGGAGGGGGGCGGUGAGGCCGGCCCCCCACCAGCCCAGGCCAUGAAACUCAACGUGCCCCGAAAGACCCGGCUUUAUGUGGAUCAGACCCUGCGAGAGCGGGAAGCUGGCACCGCCAUGCACCGGGCCUUCCAGGCAGACCUCUACCUGCUGCGCCUCCGGGCCGCCCGUGCCUACGUGCAGGCCCUCGAGUCCAGCCUGAGCCCUGUGUCCGCAACCGCCCGGGAGCCGCUCAAGCUGCACGCUGUGGUUCAGGGCCUGGGCCCCACCUUUAAGCUGACGCUGCACCUGCAGAACAUCUCUGCAGCCCGGCCCAUCGUGGGGCUGCAGGUCUGCUUCCUGUACAACGAGGUGCUCUAUGCCCUGCCCCGGGCCUUCUUCAAGGUCCCCAUGCUGGUGCCAGGGCUCAGCUACCCCCUGGAGACCUUUGUGGAGAGUCUCAGUGACAAGGGCAUCUCAGACAUUAUCAAGGUGCUGGUGCUUCGAGAAGGCCAGAGUGCACCGCUGCUUAGUGCCCACAUCAACAUGCCCGUGAGUGAGGGGCUGGCAGCCGCCUGACCCCUGGGCUGAUGCUAAAGCCCCUGUGGAAUCAGGACCAGGAAGAUCCAGCCCCUUCCUCUGAGCCGGGCAGAAUCACUGCCCCCAGGCCCACUCCCAGGCAGCGGCAUGCUGGGGUGCCAGCCUCCCCUCCUCUCCUAAGUGCCCCUUUCUCACCACCUGACCAGAGACCUGUAGCAGCAAGUCAGUGAAUACCUGGGAGGUUCAGGUCUUUGCGCCCCAGGAAGCCCAGACAUUGGCCCUCGGACUCCUGCUGCUCUUCUGCUCUCCCCACUUUCCCCAGAAACCAGACCCAGGUCUGAAGGAAGAGUUCCCAGUGGUUAAGGUGAGAUGAGGGCAUAGGCCCAGCUGCUUCCUCUAGGCACCUCGCUCUGCUGUGCUGCAGAAUUGGCAAGGGCCCAGCCUGGACAAUAGGCUUUACUUGGGUGAUGCUGAACCCUCUCUGGUUCCCUGGGGUUCCAGAGGCUUGGCUGCUGCCAGCUGAGCUUGCAAGCAAAACACAUGCUCUGAUCUUCCUUCGUGACCUCAGCAAGGGGCCCCUCUCGCUGCUCAAGGGGCCCUGAAAAUAAAUGCCUUCCUGGGGGCUGUUCUGAAGUCUUGGGCUCAGCCAAGCCCUCAGGCCUGUGAUGCUCCAUUAAGAUUGCCAAGGGAGAAGCUGGUACGGGAGGGGAGAGGGUGCCCGUUCAGGGAGCCCCCACCAGGCUUCUGCAGACCACACAGCUGCUGCUCCUUGGAGGCUCGGGCCCAGAAAGCCUCCCAGGAAAGGAGGGCUCGGCUAGACAGAGCAGAGUGGGGCAGGAGCACACAAGAAAGGCAUCUCUGGGGUCCUGGGGGCACAGGAGGCAGAAGCCCAGAACCGCUAGUCAAGACGCUCUUCUGUGCCCUGGAGCCCAGGUGAGUCAGGUGAGCGGCACGUCCCCAGGGCAGUGGCCACAGUUGAGAGAUUAGCUGCAAAGACACAGACUGUGGUAUGGUGUGAAGCUGAAGACAAAAUGAAGGCGCAGGUCUAGACCAGAAGGGCCAGAGAGCCACAGUCCAGCCCUUGCUGCCUCCUGGAGCCCCUGGCUGGUCUGCCUGGCCCACCUCACCGCCUUCUUCUGGGUUAGUGCCACCAGGGCCCCCAGAGCCAUUUGUGAGCCACAAGCCCUACUCCCUGAGGAAGGACCAGCAUCUUCCUCUGUCUGAGCAGGCGCAGCCCAGCGUGGCCAACAGCUCUGGCGGGGGGCAAGUCACCCAAUCCCUGCGUGUUUCGGCCUCCCCAAGUGUAAAAUGAGGCGGUUUGACCAGGUUCAGCUCUUUAAGAUCCUAGAGCCUGGCAGCCCCUCUAAGGAAACAGGGAGUUAACUCCAGAAAGGGGUACUUGACGGGAUAAGUGCAGGGCUUUUGCUCUUGAGACCAAGCUGACUGAUUCUGCCAGGCGACAGCCUCUGUACCCGAGACACUGAGGGACAGCCCACAGCCACCGCCAUCCUUCCCAAGGAGGGCAUUCUGGGGCCAGGUUAAGAAGCAAGGGGUCUGGACCAAAGGAAGAGCCCACCCCCCUCCUCUCCUCCUGGUCCAGACAUGCGCAAACAUAGGCCUGUUGGUCAGUGGUCAGGAGUUCCUAGAUGCAGCCCGCCGAGGCACAGCCGGAGUAAGCCGGGGCUUAAUCUGGAGAUGGAGACGCCAGAGGGAGUGUCGCCGUCAGAGAUUUCGGCUUGACCUGAGCGUCUUCUGAGAGCUUAUCAGAGAUGAGGGCCUGCCCUGGAAGGUCCUAAGUCCCUUGUCCCUGGAGCUGUCACUGGGACCAGGCCAGACGGCCUUGCAGGCCCUUUCACUCCAGUCAAGUGAUGAACUGUGCGAACUCGGAACAAAGAGGUCCGACCUGGGUUCUCUUCGUAGUUUCAUCAUCCUGAAAAGGACAAUGAAAGUGGAGAAACUGUUCCUAAGCCCAGUACCUAACGUGAAUUUCACGUUGUCAUACUACAUACCCAUUAUUAAAAAAUACGUGACCGGCA
This is a messenger RNA of Phacochoerus africanus (Common warthog), 3836 nucleotides long. RefSeq names its product Bardet-Biedl syndrome 1 (gene BBS1). Gene Ontology annotation, biological process: protein localization to cilium; non-motile cilium assembly. Lineage: Eukaryota; Metazoa; Chordata; Mammalia; Artiodactyla; Suidae. The coding region runs from base 58 to 1839 and encodes 593 amino acids. The record is from RefSeq and is a predicted model, not a curated record. The transcript has 17 exons. Gene Ontology annotation, molecular function: smoothened binding; patched binding. Gene Ontology annotation, cellular component: BBSome; centrosome; axoneme.